Messenger RNA from Blastomyces gilchristii SLH14081, 5796 nucleotides. RefSeq names its product guanyl-nucleotide exchange factor. Lineage: Eukaryota; Fungi; Ascomycota; Eurotiomycetes; Onygenales; Ajellomycetaceae. Gene Ontology annotation, molecular function: guanyl-nucleotide exchange factor activity. Bases 380 to 4786 code for a protein of 1468 amino acids. The transcript has 3 exons. Gene Ontology annotation, biological process: regulation of ARF protein signal transduction. The record is from RefSeq and is a predicted model, not a curated record.
UCAACCUGGAAUAAUGGACAUCCAUCAUCCCACGUUGCGACGACAACAACAACAACGACAGCGACGACAGAGGACAGACAAGACACACCCUGCCAAAGCGUCACAUUGGAGCAUCCACUGGACUCUCGUGGAUAUAACUUAUUCUUCCCCGUUAUCUGCUUCUAUCUGUUGCAAUGCCAUUCGUCUAAUUGUCAUCUCCACGAUUCUCAGUACAGCCCUGCUGAAUGUAAACUCCCAUGUCCACACCGGGCCUGGACAAACGAAUUGGCCAGCUUGCGAGGGCCAGAGAAUCCAUGAGGAUACCAUUGGAGAGAGUUUAGCCAUGGUAUAGUGGUUUGCUUGCUACCUCACAUGCCAUGACCCGUUGAGAGUGUUGGCUAUGGGCAAAUUCUCCUACAUCAUGACAUGGAAAGGGUUUCGCCUUGGCGGCACUGAUGACCACGAUUCGCAACUGCAACAAUCCCUUAGUCCUGGACCUGUUCCUGUGCGUCACAGUGAACAGAUUCCCCGUUCACCUCUCACAAUGGGUCAGCUAAUCCCACGUUUUUCGGAGUCGACUGCAAAUUCGCCGCUGGUCGGAGAAUCCAAGGUCGUGGAACCCUCCUCCCCACCACCUGACGAGCCUCCAGCAGCUUCCAGAAGCACAUCAGAUCACAAUGCCAAACAACAAAUGACCCUACGCAACAGAUUCAGCUUGAUGCGCUUUAGACAUGCGUCCGAUCCCCAACUGUCUGCCUCAUAUAACGAGGCUGGAACCCCCCCUCCAGUGCCUUCGUUACCCCCUCCGCCUACAAUCAUCACUACAUCACCGACGCUUCCCAUCCAGAAACCUGCUCCGAAACGAAAGAGCAGGUUCAAGCCGAGCUCGGAGAAACCUGUUUCGGAACGUGCGGCAACUAUGCCCGGAAACUAUAACCAUACGCCAAACAAUUCCAAUGCCUCAAACGGAAGUUCGGUUCGACAAUUUGCUGGAGUGGAUAACUGGCCAACCGCCCCUUCAAGCCUCAGAGCUUCUCACCUAAGUUUUGAAGAACCUGGGAGGCUCUCAACGACCUCGAUACGGAGCGGGGGGCCUGUCCGUGCACAUGGCGAUGGUGGUCUAUUACCUGGUGCGAGACUUUCAGAAUCUUCUAGGUCAGACGGUAGCUCUGCUGAGUAUGGGGUGUAUUCGAAAAAUGGCGCUUCUGCUAGCACCAGCUCUCUUUUCCGACUACCGCGGCUGAAACGCAGCAAAGGUCCACUAUUCCCGUUACCCGUAAAAUUGCCGCCUCAAGGGCAAGCCUCGCAGUCAUCGGAAUUCAACAGGCCUCAGACUGGCGGCGGGAAGAAACCUCACAGUUCCACUGAUCAUAAUGGUGAACAUGCACCUUCGCUGCCCUCGCUUCCUUCGCCAUCCCAGUCUUCGUUGGGUUUUGGAACGCCAGGCACUUCAUCCCCGGGCACGGUUUUGUUCCGAAAAGACUCGAUCGCGUCUGCGCACUCUGCAAGGUCAUCCACUUUCCCUAAUGCGCCGGGUCGAAUUUCACGGAGGCGGAGGUCAUCGACGAUGGGCUCCCUUCCCGAUAUUCAAGAUGAUCCACAUCAUUCGUCACCCAAUCUUGCUCCAUCCAGCAGGACUCCAACGAAUACCGGUGGACGGAGGAGCUUUGGUGACUUUUUCGCUAUUCCAUCCCGGUUUAAACAUAGCCAUGAUCAAAACGGGACAGGCAACGCCUCUCCAAGUUUUGGGGCACCCGCCACCCCUGCAUCAAUCGCAUCAAAAUCUAAUUCGUUCUCCCUCGGACGGGACUCGGCUUCAUGCCCAGUCAGGGAAGACAAUGACACGCCAGCCGCCUAUCUUUCACGGUUGGAAGGGGCCGUUCGUCGUAGUACGAUUGCCAGCAUCCUAUCACAAUCUGCUGAGGAAUUUUACGCGACAGCUUUAAGGAAGUAUAUGCGUGGUUUUUCAUUUUUCGGCGACCCUAUUGAUAUGGCAAUCCGCAAGCUCCUUAUGGAAGUCGAGCUGCCAAAAGAGACGCAGCAAAUUGAUCGAGUCGUCCAAAGCUUUGCGGAUCGUUAUCACGAGUGCAAUCCAGGCAUAUAUUCCUCAACAGAACAAGCUUAUUUCAUCGCCUUUUCCCUGUUGAUCUUGCAUACAGACGUCUUCAACAAAAACAAUAAGAGGAAAAUGCAGAAGCCAGACUAUGUUCGGAACACGCAAGGAGAAGGGAUAGCUGUAGAAAUACUUGAAUGCUUCUACGAAAACAUAAUAUACACACCAUUCAUCCACGUCGAAGAUGAGCUAAACCUAAGCAGACUCAUGGCCCCGAAAACACGCAAACCUUUGCUCAAAGUUGCCAGCGCAGAUAACCUGCCGAGCUUUUCCCGCGAUCCGAUUGACCCGUAUGCUCUAAUAUUAGACGGCAAACUAGGUUCGCUCCGGCCCAAUCUCAAGGAUGUCAUGGAAUUGGAAGACCCGUAUAGCUCAUUCGCAGCUGGCCAAACUCCUGAUAUGGAUGCUCUGCACCACACAUUCCAUAAAUCCUCGGUGUUGCAGAUUGUUUCCGCCAGGUCCCGGCCUGAUGCCUUUUUGACCACGAGUAGCAUUGCAAAUCCUUCAGAAUCACAUCCUGGCCUUGUGGAUAUUAGGGUUGCUAAAGUUGGUCUGCUGUGGCGAAAGGAUCCUAAGAAAAAGAAAACUAGGUCACCUUGGCAGGAAUGGGGAGCUGUACUCACGGGUUCGCAACUAUAUUUUUUCCGAGAUAUCCAGUGGGUGAAAUCUUUGAUUGCUCAAUGUGAAUCGCUCGACAAAUACGGUCGGCGCCGUGCUGUCAUCUUCAAACCUCCUAUUACGGACUUUAAACCUGACGCCGUCAUGUCAACUCACGAUGCUGUCGCAUUAUUGGAUUCUAGCUAUAAGAAACAUAAACACGCGUUCCUUCUAGUCCGCCAUGGUGGCUUCGAAGAGGUAUUUCUCGCCAAUAGUGAGGCCGAGAUGCAUGACUGGAUUGUGACGCUCAACUACGCGGCGACCUUCCGAACGACAGGGGUCAGAAUGCGAGGAAUGAUUGGGGCUAAUUAUGAAGGUCAGCGAGACAGAAGGUCAACUCGUGCGGAUUCUACAACUUCAGAAAUGUCAAAUGUCCCGCCCCCUGGGCCAACAGCGAUCAAUCGUAAAAUUGACCCUGGGUUAAUCGAAGAAGUUUCAGUGGCACGUCGGGAAUUGAUGUCACAAAGAAUCAAGGAGGCAAGCGACAAAUUGUCUGUUGCUCAAAAGGAGCUUGAUGAUUUAUUAAGAAAUGCGCGCCACCUCCAGGUUUUGACGCCAAUUCAUCCUAGAGCGAGAGAUCAGGUUAUCCUAGCCGCUGGGAGAAUAUCGGCAAAAAUCAAGUGGGCCAGAUUAGAGAUCUCGCGAACGAGGUGUCACAGAGAGAUGCUUUCACUUGACCUGUCAGUCGAAGAACGUCUGUGUCUUGAGAAGCAUAAUCUUGAUCCUCUGUAUUCUUUGUCACAGCCACCCUCCACCCAACAGGCUCAGCAGAAACUGGACUCGGUUUCGAGUCAUGGUCCUAGAUCCCCCACAAGUGAUAGUUCCUUUGGACCUGCCCGACCUGUCACCCCAGUAUCCCUGGACGGUGGCGUAGAUCGACAAGCCCAAACUGUCUCUCCACGGCAAAGGCGACCUAGUGUACAGAAGUCAGUGGCCACUUCGGAAACAAGUCCAAUGCAAAAGAAACAUACAGUGUCGAGUUCGAAGGAGGAUUCCUUACUUCCUUCGUUUGCCGACCCUAGCGGGAACUCAUCACUUCGUCAACCGUCCGUCAAUACCUCUGUGCACAGCAACAAGGCUGAUGAUUCAAGUUGUGCAAUUACGUCAUCUGGUCGCUCGACCCCUGUACCUAGCGUCGUGGAUGAUGAAGAAGAGCGUUUCCUACGGGAAGCUGGAAUCCUUACCAACAACCCUUCACCCCUUACACCGAAGUCCGUUGACCUUUUGAAUGAUGGCGAUAUGGACAAGCUCCCGGAAGAAUCUACUUCCAUUGAGCACCGGGGCAAGGUCCGUCGAAGUUUACAUCGAAGUCUUCGGGAAGCCCACCACAUUCCUCAUCACCAUCGGAGUAAGAAAGGAAGAGAACCAGCCAGCAGCAUUGCAGGGACUGACGAUGGUUCCUCCAUUGCUGAAAGCGAAAGCCUUAGCCGGGGGACCGGCAGCUUCACUCUACAUGGUAAAAAAGCAUCUGUUGUCAAUUUCGGGUCGGAAUGGCAGAAUAUGUCUCACGAGCAGCGUUUAAAGCUGCGAAAGCCAAUGCAACAUGAGGAUUCUAGGGGCUCUGACACGUUGAAUGUCGGCGACGGUGCUGAGUCGCUCAUUUCGGACUCUUCGUUUAGUAGGCGGCCAAAUUCUCUCAGAUCAAUUAGCACAGCGACUGCCAGGAGCCUGAAGAAUCAAACCACAUCGCCUGGAGUGCCUGCUGAGACUCCCGAGGGGGCCAUCUCCUUCAAUGAGGCGCAUGAGUCGACUUUUACUGGAACUCAUCCGAAUGCAAUUGAUCCUGUUGUUGAGGAAGAGAGUGAUACUACUCGGCCUAGCCCUGACCAACAAUCCCCAGCCACUCAGAUCCCGCCAGCCGAUCAGGAUCAGGAUGGCAAAGACACGAAGGAGAUUUCAAUCAGCCCAGACAACCAUCUUAGCGCUGCAGGACUGGAAUCUUCGUCUCCUCUCAAACAAAAUGGCAGCUCAGGCCAUAGCGAUGUGUCGCAGGAGAAGCUUAACUACAUCGCUCACGAGCAAGUCGUUAGCGCAUGAAUGGCUGCCUUUGAUCUCUUUUCAUUCCUCUCCGUCGAUCUUGAUGGAUAUAUGAAGAUAUCCUCCUACUUUUGCCAUUGCCACCCCUCAUCUUCUUAUUCUAGCACCUCUGUUCGCCCUACUAUACCCCUCCACCAAACAUUUCUUUUUGCUCCUUUUUUCUUCCCCUCUCGCAUUACUCCUCCUCUUCUUCGAUAUCCGGCUUGAAGACCAUUUUAACUUUGUUUCUUAAUACUUAGACUUGAUUAGACUUGAUUACGAGAUGAUUGAUCAUGAUAGUUCUUUUUUUUUUCUUUUUUUUUCUCUUUUUUCUUUCUUUCUUUCUUCCUUUCUUUUUUUUUUUUCGGUGCCUACUUCACGUUGAAUCCAUCCUCCAUCCUCCACCAUCCCUCGUCCGUUCCCGCCUUCUCAUCUUUCCAUCAGGCGACAUUAAAUAUUCAAGAACUAUACAUAUUUCUUUGUUGUUCAAUCUACACUAACCGCAUACCAUUUUUCAUUCGAGAUAAAAGCCGGCAGAUUCUGUAACUGUCCAUGACUUGAGUCAGGUCUAUUUAGGCUCUGAGUGUCAUUUUUUUUUUUUUUUUUUUUUUUUUUUUUUAAAGCUUCAUGUUACUUACAUUUCUUUUUCAUUCCCCUGUAUUUUUCACCUGUCUAGUUCGGUCUGUCCGCAUCUCACUUUCUCACCUUCACCUCUUAUGCUUAUCUUACUUACAACGAAAAAAUACUCGGUUCAAUGGUAGGGAAUAAACAAUGCAGAUUGCUCCUUUUUAUGUACAUAUUUAUAUGGUAUUUUUUUUUUCGCUCCCUCUCGCCAUAAAUUAACUUACCUUGUGAACUUCAUUUCCAAUUCAUUUUCUCUUUUUAUCAUUUGGAUGCAUAGGUUGAUGGAUAUGUCAUACAGUAGAGCUAAUUAGUAUACAAAAUACAGUGUUAUAUGAGUAUGUGCAUAAAAGGGCGCUUGUUGUUGAAUAUUCGUGCAGGAGUCAAGAAUGACAUCAUCGGUUUUUUAG